CCGCCGCCGCGCGUCCGUGCGAGCGUGUGUCCAUCCAUUCAUCCCUUCCCCGCUCCAGCCGUCCGUCCGUCCUCCCGAGCCAUGAGGAGGCUCUUCCUCCUGCUGUGCAGCGCCGUGUCCUGUUGCAUCGCUGCGCGGGGCGCGGAGGCGGCGCUGCCCGCGGCAGGAGAUGGCAGCGCGGAGCGUGUGCCGGCGCAGAAGGCGCGGGUGAAGUUCGGUCUCCGCUCCUCGCCGGACGCCGGUGAGGAUGGUUGCACGCUCUCCAUCGGCCAGCAGCAGUGCCUGGAGGACUGCAAGUUCAACGUGACAGCUAAAACCUUCUUCAUCAUUCACGGCUGGACGAUGAGUGGCAUGUUCGAAACCUGGCUUGACAGCUUGGUGUCCGCUCUGCAGCAGAGGGAGAAGGAUGCCAACGUGGUCGUGGUGGACUGGCUCUCUCUUGCCCACCAGCUCUACACCGAUGCUGUGAACAACACGCAGAUUGUUGGAAAAACCAUAGCGAGGUUGCUUGACUGGUUACAGGAGAACCCCCUCUUCAAGCUUGAGAAUGUCCACCUGAUUGGGUACAGCCUGGGAGCCCACGUGGCUGGCUUUGCUGGUAACCACGUCCAUGGCACUAUAGGCAGAAUUACAGGCUUGGAUCCUGCGGGCCCCAUGUUUGAAGGAGUGGACCCCAGCAGGCGCCUCUCCCCUGAUGAUGCCAACUUUGUGGAUGUCCUUCACACCUACACCAGGGAAACACUGGGUGUUAGCAUUGGGAUCCAGAUGCCUGUGGGCCACCUUGACAUCUACCCCAACGGGGGAGACUUCCAGCCUGGCUGUGGCCUAAGUGAUGUCUUGGGAGCCAUUGCCUAUGGGACAAUAGGUGAAGUUGUCAAAUGUGAGCACGAGCGGUCUGUGCACCUCUUUGUGGACUCCCUGGUGAACCAGGACAAGCAGAGCUUCGCGUUCCAGUGCACCGAUUCCAGUCGCUUCAAGAAGGGGAUCUGCCUGAGCUGCCGCAAGAACCGCUGCAACGGCAUCGGCUACAACGCCCGCAGGAUCCGGCACAAGAGGAACAGCAAGAUGUACCUGAAAACCAGGGCUGACAUGCCCUUCAAAGUCUACCACUACCAGAUGAAAAUGCAUGUCUUCAGCUAUAAGGGCUUGGGAGAGGUUGAUCCCACCUUCUCUGUCACCCUCCACGGCACCAAUGGAGACUCUGAGCCCCUCUCUUUAGAAAUGCUUGAUCUAAUUGGCCUAAAUGCUACGAACACCUUCCUGGUCUAUACCGAGGAGGACAUGGGUGAACUUCUGAAAAUCAAGCUCACCUGGGAGGGGACAUCUCAGUCGUGGUAUGAUCUGUGGAAAGAGCUGAGGAGCUACUGGUACAGGCCUGUGAAUUCCUCCCAGGAGCUCCACAUCAGAAGAAUACGUGUGAAAUCUGGGGAAACACAACAGAGGUUUGCUUUCUGUGUGGAGGACUCCCAGCUAACCAGUAUAUCUCCUGGCAAAGAGCUCUGGUUUGUGAAGUGCACAGAGGAAUGGCAGAAAAGGUCUGUCUCAAAUCUGCUCUGAAGGCUUCCCUAAAGACUCACAACCAAGCAACCUAGAUGCAUGAAGACCACGCAGGUGGCAAGAUGCUCUAGGAGAAACCUGGCUUGGUAGCACUUAAAGAAACUAGCUCUUCAGGACAAAACAUCUUGGAUUGGAUGCAAGAAACUGAGGAGCAAUUGAUGAACCGUGGUCCUAGACCUAAAAUAACUAAAACUCCAUUUUCCCUUUCCCGAGGAGCCUGGUUUGUGCAUUUAACCUUACCUUGACCUGUUACACACUGCAUUUCCCUUCCCUGCUCCCAUUAACCAGGACUAUGGAUGAGAUCUUCACAGACUGAGACCUCAGCAAUGAUCUUCUGGUCUGCCUGCCAGUGGAGUUGAGAAGACAAACAGCCACGCUAACUGCCCAUCAGACUGUGGGUGACAGAGCUGCCAAGAACAAAUUAGCACCUAGGGUAGGGGUUACCAUGGUCCUGUAGCACUGUGGGCUGAGGGAAGGUGAGACCAGCACAGGUCAGGUGUGUGAGGUUGUCCAGGGAAGGGCUGGGGAUAAGCACAAUGCCACUUAACUUCAAGUUGUCCUUUGCUUGCCUUAAAAAUAAUCCAUUCUGAUACUGAAAUGUCUUUUUGCCUGACACAUGGCCUAAUAAGGAGGCAGAGCUCUAUCCUCCCUGUGCCUGGGGCAGGCCAUGGUGCAGGUGGUGAUGGUGAUGGGGGCAGCUGCUCCUCAAUGCCUGGUCAGUGUCUGCAGUGGGGCUGCCCUGUCCCAUGUGGGGAUCCCUUUUUAAGGGGCAAAGAGAAGCUGCCCUUGUUCUGACCACGGGGAUGGAGGAAGGCAAUGCACUGUGCUGCCUCAGGAGAGCUUUGCACCACUCCUUUUAACCUCUGAGAACGUGCUCCCCUCUGCUCAGAAGCUCUUGUAGUACCAAUGCAUAAUUAAGACCUUAUUUUUGAGUGCCAAACAUCCUGCCCUCAAUUGUCACAACACCCCAGUUGGAUUCCCUGAUCCCAGGUGAUCUUGGCUUGGCUUUGAGUUGGGCAGACUCUGCAGCUGUCCUGUUUGCUACAGCAGAGUGGACCUUGCCAGUUGGUGAUAUAAGUUUUGUUUUGGUUGCUUGCUUUUGGCUUUUAUUUCUUUUUCCUUUCUUUUUUCUUUUUUUUCUUUUUUUUUUCUUUUUUUUAACUUUCUGGAAGGAAAAUUGGUAUAACAACCCUUGAGCUUUUGGCAUGCAGAAAGGCAAUCUCAAAAAUGGUGUUGCCAGGUGGUGCACUGAGUUCUGAAGUCUUAGCAAGUCCUGAGGCCUGCAGAUCUCUUCAGUUUUUGUAGAGCUUCACUCCAACCAAAGCAAGCACAUUUGGGGAUAUUUUUUUCAUGGUUUUAUGCAAAGACUUUGAAACAGAAGCCUUUGGUAAGUAUCUGUGAGUUGUUGCCAUGCCAUACUUAGAGAAGUUUCAAAGCCCUGUUUGUAUAUUGUGGUUUUUGUAUGACUUAAAACAUAAUUUAUUUCUCAUAUUGUAUAUAUGUAAAAUUUUGAACAUUUUGGUUUUGAGUAACAGUUUUUAUGAGCCUUGAAAUCAAAAAUAAAGGGCUUUGUAAAAAUCA
This is a messenger RNA of Serinus canaria (Common canary), 3138 nucleotides long. RefSeq names its product lipase G, endothelial type (gene LIPG). The record is from RefSeq and is a predicted model, not a curated record. The transcript is spliced from 10 exons. Gene Ontology annotation, molecular function: lipoprotein lipase activity; protein binding. The coding region runs from base 82 to 1557 and encodes 491 amino acids. NCBI's taxonomy places the organism in Eukaryota, Metazoa, Chordata, Aves, Passeriformes, Fringillidae. Gene Ontology annotation, biological process: lipid metabolic process.